This is a messenger RNA of Exserohilum turcica Et28A, 1143 nucleotides long. RefSeq lists its product as uncharacterized. NCBI's taxonomy places the organism in Eukaryota, Fungi, Ascomycota, Dothideomycetes, Pleosporales, Pleosporaceae. The coding region runs from base 1 to 1143 and encodes 380 amino acids. The record is from RefSeq and is a predicted model, not a curated record. The transcript has a single exon.
AUGUCUCACAUGUCUGUAGGUGUCACGAGUAAAGGCAAGGAUCGCAAAGAAUACAAGCUUCAACGACCUUCGCGAUCAAGCUCGAGCUCGAGCUCCGACUCUGGUCAUGGCAAGUCUGGCUUGAUUGGGACCGCUAUUGGUGCAGGUCUUGCGGCAGCCGCCUUGGGGGCUACCUCAUCCAAGAAGCGUCACGGCCGCUCCAGGUCACCCAAAAAGGUCCAAGUGCUGCACAACCGCAGAGAAAGCAAUGAUGAGGAGCGAAUGAGAAGAUCCCAAGAACUUCGCCGCAUGGCCUCUCGAACCUCGAGCUCUGGAGCGUCUGUUAUUGAGAUUGGCCAGCACCACCAAUACGAAGGCGGCUUUUUCCAAGGCUUCUUUGCAGCUCCUCCUCCAAAAGAGAAGCCUGUAAAGUCACCCAGUCUCAAGAAAAAGAAGAAGGGCUUCUUCAACUUUGCCAAUGCCUCUACAUCUUCAUCUGACUCGGAAAUGGCCUUUGGCACUGGCUAUGUGAGGAGACGCAGACGAUCGUCGCACACCAGGCGUCAGUCACCUAGCAGACGUCAGUCACCCAGCAGGCGCCAGUCACCUAGCCGGCCCCCGGUAUCUAGCCGGCCCCCGUCAACCAGGAGGCGCGACUCGGAUGAGCGACUCAAGGCUUCUCUCAUUGGUCUUGGCGCCACUGCGGCUGCAAUCACAGCAGCAAAGGCUGGCAAGAGGAAGCAAAGCCGAGAGACACUCGUCACCAAGGAGAACCGCCACAGCCGUAAGACGAGCCAAGCGUCCGGGCAGGGUUCGCUUUACGGGGAUGAUGAGUGGGAAGACCUGCCUGAUGACGGUGCUUCUCAAGUUUCAAGCGAUGGUGGUCUCGCAUACGGUGACUACGGGUUGAAAAAGUCCAAGAGCAAUGAUUCUCUUGGGUCCAACGACUCGGGUACCAACAAAUGGGGCUGGCGUUGGGGCUUUAGCAAGAAGAAGAGAAGGCCGUCUAACAACCUCUAUGACAACAUUGCCGAAACUUCGCUCAUCGGACCCGCCGCAGCAGGCGCAGCAGGCGCUGCAGGUGCUGCGGCAGGCACAGCUGUUGGAUCUGCCCACCGCCGUCACGACAGCGAGGCCGUAACUGUAGCUCUUGCGAUCGAGUGA